This is a messenger RNA of Rana temporaria (common frog), 1743 nucleotides long. Its product is annotated as matrix metalloproteinase-20-like. The transcript is spliced from 10 exons. The record is from RefSeq and is a predicted model, not a curated record. NCBI's taxonomy places the organism in Eukaryota, Metazoa, Chordata, Amphibia, Anura, Ranidae. Bases 107 to 1537 code for a protein of 476 amino acids. Gene Ontology annotation, cellular component: extracellular matrix. Gene Ontology annotation, biological process: extracellular matrix organization; proteolysis; collagen catabolic process. Gene Ontology annotation, molecular function: zinc ion binding; metalloendopeptidase activity.
AUUAGUGCACACUAUCAGACAUGAAUCAUCCUGGCUGCAUCUUCAUAAACAUGUCUGCAGUAUAAAAGAUGCACUUGGUUUUUUUUUACCAGCCUGAGGAACGGAUAUGAAGAGGUCUAACAUAAUCUGGAUGUUAUGUUCCUGGUUCACUUCAUGGACUUUAUCAUCAGCUGCUCCUGCUCGCUAUGCCUUUCCAAGAACCACAAACUGGAAGGACAUGUACACUGCAAAGAAAUAUCUCAAUAAAUAUUAUGGUGAUGAAAGAAGAACUCCCGUGGCUGAGAUGGUGACGGGUGACAUUCUGAUGUCAAGGAAAAUCAAGAAAAUGCAAGAAUUUUUUGGCUUACACGUGACAGGAAAAUUGGACUAUUCAACCCUGUCGGUAAUGAAGAAACCACGCUGUGGCAUGCCAGAUGUGGCCAAUUAUCAUCUCUUUCCUGGAGAACCCAAGUGGCAAAAGAAUACUCUAACUUACAGAGUCACAAAAUAUACUCCCACCAUGAGUAAAAUAGAAGUGGAUGGAGCCAUAGACAUGGGCCUGAAAGCCUGGAGUGAUGCUGCACCUUUAAACUUUGUCAAAAUAGAUCAAGGGGAAGCAGAUAUCAUGGUGUCCUUUGAAUCUGGAGAUCAUGGAGACUCGUAUCCAUUUGAUGGACCUCGGGGAACUUUGGCCCAUGCUUUUGCACCAGGUGAAGGUCUUGGAGGAGAUACCCAUUUUGACAAUGCUGAGCUGUGGACGUCAGGUGCAAAUGGAUUUAAUCUAUUCACAGUGGCUGCUCAUGAAUUUGGCCAUGCACUGGGGCUUGGCCAUUCCAGCGACUCAUCAGCUCUGAUGUAUCCUACAUACAAAUAUCAACACCCCGCUGGAUUUCGCCUGCCCAAAGACGAUGUGAAAGGGAUACAAACAUUGUAUGGAACAAAAAAUUCUGGACAAGAAAAGUCUGCGUUACCUCGACCACCUAAGCCAGAUCAUUGUGACCCCAACUUGUCAUUUGAUGCUGUAACAGUUUUAGGAAAUGAACUGUUAUUCUUUAAAGACAGGUCAUUUUGGAGAAGACAGGCUCAACUUGUCAGUACAAGACCAAACCCUAUUGCAAGCUCCUUCCCACAGCUCAUGUCUAAUGUGGAUGCUGCUUACGAGGUGGCAGAAAGAGGAACUGCAUAUUUUUUUAAAGGUCCCCAUUACUGGACAACAAGAGGUCUCCAGAUGCUAGGACCUCCCCGGUUUAUCUAUGACUUUGGAUUUCCCAGUAAUGUGCAGAAAAUAGAUGCUGCUGUCCACCUCAAGAACAGCAAUAAAACCCUUUUCUUUGUUGGGGAAGAUCUCUACAGCUAUGAUGAAGCAAACCAGGUCAUGGAUAAAGAUUACCCGAAAAGCAUUGAUGAUGAGUUUUCUGGGGUAGAGGGAAAUGUGGACGCAGCAGUUGAAGUAAAUGGAUACAUUUACUUCUUCUCAGGCCCAAAAGCAUACAAGUAUGACAUUGAGAAAGAAGAUGUGGUCAAUGUUGUGAAAUCCAGCUCCUGGAUUGGAUGUUGAGCCAGAGCCAAAAGAGUUAUUACGAAAAGUUUUUUGUGAGAACAUAGGAAAUUGUAUGAAAGAUGUAAAAUUGCAUCAACAUAAACAAACCUGUCAACAAGACCCAAUUGUUUCCAAAUACCUUGCACAGUAGCCUAUGCAAUAUACGGUAUAUAUGGCAGGAAACACAUUGCAGGAUGAAACAAAAAAUAAAUAUGUAAAUUAAA